Molecule: messenger RNA, 5135 nt
Organism: Mirounga angustirostris (Northern elephant seal)
Lineage: Eukaryota; Metazoa; Chordata; Mammalia; Carnivora; Phocidae
Gene: RGS3
Product: regulator of G protein signaling 3
Exons: 20
Coding region: 121-2859 (912 amino acids)
Cellular component (GO): plasma membrane; nucleus
Molecular function (GO): protein binding
Source: RefSeq, a predicted model, not a curated record
UCCCGCCUCCGGGACACUGGCGCGGGGCGGGGGCGGCUGAGCCUGCUGCCUCGGUUACAGGGGAGCAACACAGACGCCUCGGGUUGCAGGCGGGCCUGGCCCGGCCGCAGCGGGGCCGCCAUGGAGCGCUCCCUGCACCGCGUCUCCCUCGGGAGCCGGCGUGCCCACCCGGACUCGUCCUUCUACCUCACCACCUUUGGUCAGCUGAAGCUGUCAAUCGAUGCCCAGGACCGGGUUCUGCUGCUCCACAUUAUAGAAGGCAAAGGCCUGAUGAGCAGAGAGCCUGGCAUCUGUGAUCCCUACGUGAAGAUUUCUUUGAUCCCUGAAGAUAAUCGACUGCGUCGCCAGAAGACGCAGACCGUCCCAGACUGCAGAGAGCCGGUCUUCCGUGAGCACUUCUUCUUUCUCAUCCAAGAGGAAGAUGAACAGAAGCGCCUUCUGGUCACUGUGUGGAAUAGGGCGGGUGACUCCAGACAGCGUGGACUCAUUGGCUGCAUGAGCUUUGGGGUGAAGUCCCUCCUGACUCCGGACAAGGAAAUCAGCGGCUGGUACUACCUUCUGGGGGAAGACCUGGGCCGGACCAAGCACCUGAAGGUGGCCAGGCGGCGGCUGCGGGCCCUGAGAGACCCGCUGCUGAGAACGCCAGGAGGUGGGGACACUGAGAAUGGGGAGGAAUUCAAGAUCACCAUCCCGAGGGGGAAGGAUGGCUUUGGCUUCACCAUCUGCUGUGACUCUCCGGUUCGAGUCCAGGCUGUGGAUUCUGGAGGUCCAGCCGAGCGGGCAGGGCUGCAGCAGCUGGACACGGUGCUGCAGCUGAAUGAGAGGCCCGUGGAGCACUGGAAAUGCGUGGAGCUGGCCCAUGAGAUCCGGAACUGCUCCAGUGAGAUCAUCCUGCUCGUGUGGCGCAUGGUCCCCCAGGUCAAGCCGGGGCCAGACGGCGGGGUCCUGCGGCGGGCCUCCUGCAAGUCGACGCACGACCUCCAGUCCCCCCCCAAUAAGCGGGAGAAGAACUGCACCCACGGGGCCCAGGCGCGGCCUGAACAGCGCCACAGCUGCCACUUGGUGUGUGACAGUUCCGAGGGGCUGCUCCUCGGGGGCUGGGAGCGCUACACAGAGGUGGCCAAGCGCGGGGGCCAGCACACCCUGCCCGCGCUGUCCCGCGCCACCGCCUCCACUGACCCCAACUACAUCAUCCUGGCCCCACUGAACCCUGGGAGCCAGCUGCUGCGGCCUGUGUACCAGGAGGAUGCCAUCCCCGAAGAAUCAGGUAGUCCCAGUAAAGGGAAGUCCUACGCAGGCCUGGGGAAGAAGUCCCGGCUGAUGAAGACAGUGCAGACCAUGAAAGGCCACGGCAACUACCAGAACUGCCCGGUCAUGAGGCCGCACACCCCACACUCAAGCUAUGGCACCUACGUCACCCUGGCCCCCAAGGUCCUGGUGUUCCCGGUCUUUGUUCAGCCUUUAGAUCUCUGUAACCCUGCCCGGACUCUCCUGUUGUCUGAGGAGCUGCGGCUAUACGAGGGGAGGAACAAGGCUGUUGAGGUGACGCUCUUUGCCUACUCGGACCUGCUGCUCUUCACCAAGGAGGAUGAGCCGGGCCGCUGCAACGUCCUGAGGAACCCCCUCUACCUCCAGAGUGUGAAGCUACAGGAAGGUUCUUCAGAAGACCUGAAAUUCUGUGUGCUGUAUCUAGCAGAGAAGGCAGAGUGCUUAUUCACUUUGGAAGCGCACUCGCAGGAGCAGAAGAAGAGAGUGUGCUGGUGCCUGUCGGAGAACAUCGCUAAGCAGCAACAGCUGAUGGCUUCGCCCCCGGAGAGCAAGAUGUUUGAGCCAGAGGCAGAUGAGAAGCGAGAGAUGCCCUUGGAGGAAGGGAAGGGGCUGGGUGCUGAGGACCCCCCACCCAGCAAGGACCCCUCUCCAGGCCAGGAGCCUCCUUCAGGACAAGACUUGUCACCCAACAAGGACCCCUCUCCUGGCCAGGAAGCUUCUCCUGGCCAAGAGUCACCGUCCAGCAAAGACUCACCUUCCUGCAAGGAACCUCCUCCAGGCCCAGAGCCCCAGCCAAACAAGGACUCCCCACCAUGCCAGGAACCCCCUGCAGCCCCGGCCCUCCCUCCCUGCCAGGAACUUCCUCCUAGGCAAGAGCCCCCUCCCAGCCAAGACCUCCCUGUCAUCCAGGACACCCCUGCUCAGGAGCUUGCACCCUGUCAAGACCUGCCCCCCGGCCAGGUCCCCCAGCCAGCUAAGGAGACUGCAAGCUCUGGGGACCCCCCAGCAGCCACCAGGGACCCGCCUGUGGCCUCCAGGCCAACCUUUGUGAUCCCCGAGGUCCGGCUGGACAGUGCUUACAGCCAGAAGGCCGGGGCAGAGGGGGGCAGCCUGGCCGAUGAGGAGGACGAGGAAGAGGCUGAGGAGGGCGAGGAGGGAGAGGAAGAAGAGGAGGAGGACACGAGUGAUGACAACUAUGGAGAGCGCCGUGAGGCCAAGCGCAGCAGCAUGAUCGAGGCGGGCCAGGCUGAGGGCGGCCUCUCCCUGCGGGUGCAGAACUCCCUGCGGCGGCGGACACACAGCGAGGGAAGCCUGCUGCAGGAAGCCCGCGGGCCCUGCUUUGCCUCCGACACCACCUUGCACUGCUCGGAUGGGGAGGGCACCACGUCCGCCUGGGCCAUGCCUUCGCCCCGCACCCUCAAGAAGGAACUGGGCCGCAACGGUGGCUCCAUGCACCACCUUUCCCUCUUUUUCACGGGACACAGGAAGAUGAGUGGGGCUGACACGGCUGGGGAUGAUGAUGAAGCCUCUCGGAAGAGAAAGAGCAAAAACCUCUCCUCGGGCCUCUCCAGGUUCCUGUGGCAACUGUAGGCUCCUCUCACUCUGCAGCCAGGAGCAAUCCCGCCUUCUAGGGCAGGUAACAGGCAUCAAAAAUAGCCCUUUGGUCCAGGUAUCACCAAAGCUGCUGGGGUGUUGCUCCCAGGGGUACAGCAGUGGCAGGCCGUGGAGGGUGGGCAUCUGGGGAUGCUGGGGCUGUCCUGGGCCGGUCCUAACUCUAGCCUCCCUUCAGGGUGGGUGCUGCCUUUUGAAUGUCUGAAGCUCACAUUCUUAAAAGCUUCAUCGAGGACUCUUAGAAUCUGGGAUAACAAUAAAAAUAACUAAUCUUUAUUGUGCCAGGCACUGUUCUGUGCGCAUUCCAUAUAUUAUCUAAUUUAAUCUUUACCAUUGUUUUUAUUUUACAUUUCCUUUUUCUUCUUACAUACCCUAUUUGACCAAUGAGUAAACUGAAACAAAAAGAAGGUACUUGUCUCCAGUCCCACAGCAAGUGUGUGGCCGAGUGGGGAUCGGAUACCUGGUGUGCUGGCUCUAAUAUUAUAAAUAUAAAUACAUAUAUAUAUAUUUUUUUUUUUUUUUCUUCAGAGCCUGUUAUAUUGAAGCUCAGUGUAGAGUGUUCUGAAGGAGGUUCACAGCAGCCCUGCUGUGUAGCCUUUGAGCCCCUAGUGAUGAGAGUCCAUUCCCCAGAGGCCACCCAUUCCAUUUCUUCAUGGCUCUGACUGAAGGAAAAGUGCUCCUUUAGCUUCCUCUUGUGGGUCCCUGUUUUGCCUUCUGGACCCACGUGGGAACACUCGGGGCCCGUCUGAGCUCUGCCAUCCUGUCAGACAGACCACUACGUCCCAGGAAGUCAAAUGCUGGCACCCUAGUCACCCCUGGGGUGGCAUUCUGAGGGCCCCAGUCCUCACCCAGAAGACUGCCAAUCCCUGGACUCCUUGGCCUUAGUUCCUUGGCUUGGACUUUCUAGAGCAGGGUCCCCAUCCCUGGGCAGCUGCCGCAGACCCUCAGGACACAGUGGGCCGCCACUCCCUUCUCUCUCUCUCCUGAGCACUUCUGCCCCAGGCAAUGUGCUAAAACUUUAUGCGCAUUUUCUCCUUGCUUCUCACAACAACCCCAGCAGAUGGUAGGUACUAUUAUCAUCCCUGUUUGAUGGAUGGGAAAAUUUGACGUUCUGAGAGGUGAGCUGACUUGACCAAGAGCACACAGUUGGCAACUGCUGGAGCUGGGAUUUGAACCCAAGGCUGUGCGGUUGCAGAGCUUCACACUUAACCUCCACGGGGCACCGCCUCCCUCACCGACUCACCCAGGGUGUCCCGGGGGUCUUAAUGCCGCUUUAAGCUCCAGUAACUUCAGAAGUAUAAAUACUACAAACUUAACAAACACCCAUUUGAAAGUUGAAUCAUUUAAAUUUCUUCUACACUUCGUUAGCUUUGUGAUUUUGCCAACGCAUUUUUUAACUUUUGGUUUCAGUCAGCAUUUUUUUUAUCGUUGAUCAGCAGAACAGAGACCAAAACUUAAAAUUAAAAAAAAAAAAAAUGUAUCGUUCAAAAAUCACAACACUCAAUGUGCAUUAAAAAAUUACGUAAUUAAAAUUCCAAAUGACAUUUUGGGAAGUUUAUAGGACUUGUGCUCCUGAAGUUAUCCGAGCUUGAAACUGUACUCAGACUUGGGGGACAUCCUCUUGCACAUUCCUGGAUGCUUGUAUCCAAAGCCAGUGACUGAGGCCGAGGCCGGCUGCCAGGAGCUAUCCCGGAGGUGCCCAGGGUAGGGGGUCCAGCGACAGGGGGGGCAAACGUGAGCAUGGGGCAUUUAACCCCUUUCUUGCCAGCAGCUUUGGCCAGUCCCCAAAUCGGCUGCCUCCUGGGGGAGUGGCAAGGCUAAAAAUGCUUCCUGGCUAAAAAUAGCCAGGCCUGCCACCCUGGUGGGCAGAGCACUCCCCCCUCCCUCCCAGCAAUUUGCUGCCUUGUUUUCUCCUUCCCCCGGCGCUGCCACGGCAACGGGGAGGCCGGUCACAAAGAACUCGGUCGGGCCCUCGGGCCCCAGAGGCCGGCCCUUGCAGACACAUGCCCCUUUCACGGGCUCCCUCUCGGGGUUGGCCGGGAGGGAUUUUUUUUUUUUUUUUUUUCCGCUCCCUGUGCUGGUCCCUCCCAUUUCCUGGCUCCUCCUGUCUGAGUCCCAGCCCGGCCUGUGCCUGGGAGCCCCAGUCAUCCGGCUGGGAUCCCGGCGAACGAACACUUGGCUGCAGCCCGCGCCGCCCCGGGACGCAGGGAGGGGAAGAGGGAACCUGGGGGCUGCUCCCUGCAGACCGUCCCGGG